ACUGGACUACGUAGGACUGGCAUAAGGGGGUAGCAAGAGGAGGUCAAGGAGCAACAGAACAACAGAAAUCACAAAACUUCAGGCGAGAAAAGCUUAUUCCAAAAACUGUACACGCACGAAGGCAGGAUUUAGGGAUGUCUUCUGAGUUGGAUUUAAUAUAACACAACAUGGAUUUUCACCUCUGGGAGAUAUUCUCUUUAGUUUGAGAGACUGAAGGUGGCAGAAGUUGGUUUCACAACCAAACUACUAACUUGCGCGCGAGUGGAACAUUGGCUCCGACUAGCAGGAUCAUCUCUUUUUGGAGGCUAAUGCAGGUGGCGUCCAUCGCUCCUCGGCAGUGAAAUGGAAACCGAGCCAUGCCGUGAGAAGCGCGAGGAUCCUGCCGUGCCUGAGGUGAGGGAGUCCGUUUACCAGCUCGCUGGUGGAGACAGUCCCGCCAAGCUGCCCUGUGGGCCUGCAGAGGAAGGCAAGGAGCUGAGUGGGAAGGAGCCGGCCAAAACGGAGAGCUGUGACGAUGAGAGUAAAAACGUAGAGGUAGAAGCCCCCGCUGACCCUGAGAAAAGUGUAGACACGGGAUGCAAGGAGAAGAGGAAACUGAGAAAAACAAACAGCUGGAAGAUUGUGAGAUUUCAAGAGCCGUCAACGGAGGAUGAUGUCCUGGAGAGAGACAGCGCGGCAGAGAGUCUCUUUCCAGAAUGUGUGACGGCUGAGUGGAUCUCCUCCUCCUUUGAAGACCUGUUUGUGGCAGACGAUUGGCAAGACAUCACAGAGGAUCGUCUGUUGAGAAAGAAGGUAGUGGAGUUCGGGGCCCCGGACACACUCAGCCCCACCUGGGGCCAAGCAGUUACUGUGAAGAUGCAAUGUGUCCUGGAGGACCGCACCGUGGUGGAGAAGGACUGCAGGCUCGCCCUUGUUAUUGGAGAGGGGGAUGUAAACCAGGCGCUGGAGGAGUGUGUCAUGUCCAUGCAAAAGGGUGAGAUCACAUUACUCCUGGCGGAUUCUUUGUAUGCCUAUGGACUCUUAGGACGGGAGCCUGAUAUUCCAGCUUGGGCUCCGUUACUCUACCAGCUCCAGCUGCUGGAUGUCAGUGAGAAACCGGACCCGUUAACUCUGCCCAUCGCAGACCGCAUCCGCAUUGGCAACCAGAAACGAGAGCGGGGAAACUUUCAUUUCCAGAGGGAGGAAUACAGCAUUGCUGUCAGAGCCUAUUCUAUGGCUCUGGAUGUGUUAACCACAUGCAGAAGAGAUGGCGGCGAGAAGGUUGAGGAGGAGGAGGAGGUGCGGGACUACCGGGUGAAGUGUUUGAACAACCUGGCCACCGCGCAGCUCAAGCUGGAGCGCUACGACGAAGCGCUGCACACCAGCCGGGACGUCCUGACCCUCGAGCCAAAUAACGUCAAGUCCCUUUUCAGGCUGGGAAAGCUCCAGUCAGAUAUGGGGGAAUACGAAGAGGCAAUGGAGGUGCUAAAAAGGGCCUUGAAACUGGAGCCGGCCACAAAGGCGAUCCACGUUGAGUUAUCUAAACUCGUCAAAAGGCAAUCAGGAGACAGAGAUACUCAAGGGUGGAAACCUAAACCAGCGGAGCUGCUCGGAGAGAAUAUCACACCUUUUUUGAUUUCCUCGAAGAAGAAGAAAGCAUCUGGAAUAUCCUGGAAGUUUAUACUCGGAGCGCUGGUCAUAGCCUUGAGCAGCUUAGUGACGUCGAUGAUCCUGACGGCAAGAAACUGAAGUCGUCUGCGGGAUGAAAUUUGAAGAAUUGUCAUGUUCUCAAGUCCUCAUUAAUUGAGUUGUAAAGAGUUUUUUUUUUUUACUGUGAAGUUGUAUUUCUUGUAGGAAAAAGUUAACCGUAACCCUAAAAAAAAAAAAGUGUCCAGUAUUAUUGAAAAUUGACAUAGUAAAGCAUCAAGUAAAUACCACCAGAUCUUUCCAGAUGUCUGUUUUAUU
Pungitius pungitius (ninespine stickleback) is the source of this 1944-nucleotide messenger RNA. RefSeq names its product FKBP prolyl isomerase 16 (gene fkbp16). Gene Ontology annotation, biological process: negative regulation of apoptotic process; protein folding. The record is from RefSeq and is a predicted model, not a curated record. Gene Ontology annotation, molecular function: protein folding chaperone; peptidyl-prolyl cis-trans isomerase activity; protein binding. The coding region runs from base 343 to 1728 and encodes 461 amino acids. NCBI's taxonomy places the organism in Eukaryota, Metazoa, Chordata, Actinopteri, Perciformes, Gasterosteidae. The transcript is spliced from 8 exons. Gene Ontology annotation, cellular component: mitochondrial envelope; cytosol; membrane.